AUGGAAGGGAAAAAAGAUUCCGAAUUCACGAAAAAGGUGCGGUUCGACCUAAACGAGGAGGUUUUUCUUAUUCCAAGUAAAUGGGACCGACUGAGCAAAUGUAAAACUGCCAGUGCGAAAAACACCGAUGGAUCGGCGAACAAACAGAGCUCCAGAAAUCGUGCUGCUGCGGAACGCCGGUGCGAAGCGACUCGUGGUAAACAAAACAAAACUAAAGACAGAACGACAAAGGGUGUCUCAAAUCGCGAGUCAAACGGAAUACUUUCAGAAAACGGCAGAUUAGGUGCUACACUCAAUGGUAUAACCAACAGCGGAAGAAAAACUGCGCGACAUAGAGAAGGAAGAGAAAAUUCUAACGUUACGAACUCGACGCCUCCGGUUGAAGGGAGAUUAAAACUAUAUCAUCGCCCUUCCCAAGAACUGCAGAACCUUAGCCUCGUUUUACCUAAAAUUCCAUAUACGCCAGAUCUUAAAAAGGCGAUCGAAAAAGCGCUGCAAAGAUCUCGCCGUAAACCAACUUUGGACAAUGGUCUUCACAGUGCUGCAACGGACACGCGAGAAAAUAGGGCUUUGGAAAUUUUCAACUCCUUUUCGAAGGAAAAUGAUAAAGUAAUGCCUCAAAGGAGGCUUUCGGAUAGUUCUAUUGGGACAGGAGAUAAAAAACCGACCGGAAAUAAACAAACCCCGGACAGGGAAAGUGAUUCUAAAUUUAGCGAACUUUCCACAGAUUUUAAUGACUCGACUCCAUUCUCCGCGUGGAGUCCAAAAGAAAGCACGUAUACCUCACGAUCAAACACUACACCAUCUGUUCUAACAAGGGGGCGCUCCAUGCCGUCGAUAAUACCAAGCAGCAUAUUAUAUUGAUACAUCAGUAAUGUUCUCCAAUUUGAUCGACCGACUCUUGCAUUGGCUGAACGAGUUACUUUACUAAUACCUCGAUCACACCAGCCAAACUGAUGUUUAGUUAGUUAAACUGCGUUUAGUCGAGGGAAAACUAGAAACAGAAAUGAAAACUGAAUUUUCCAUUAGUUCUAAGUACUCAGGAACUUGUAUUUUCAAGCGCUAAAGUUGAACAAGAUAGACAUCGGUUUAAGCAGCUUAAUUCUUUGAAGAAAAAUAAAUUUAACUGUGUCGAACAAAAUAGUUUUAAAACAUGUUUGAACUUUGGUGUGAAUGAGGUGAACGACAAAGGGUGUCUCAAAUCGGUGUGAAAAACUGGUGUGAAUGAGGUAUAAGCUGCUGGUUAAAAUUACAUUCCAGGAGUUAGGACUUAACUCUAAAAAAAGAUAUGGAGUAUUUAUGGAGACAUUGUAGUUUAAGUUUCCUGGAUCCAAUACCUUAGAUAUCUAAUCAGUUAUACUAUUAUUUUCAAGCAAAAAUGUUCAUUAAUAAACAAAUUAUUUGUUGAUUUUUCACUCACGAAGAUCGAAGAUAGAAUUGUUUUAAAAUUUGAAGAAAAAAGUUUAAUUAGAAAGACUGGUAGAGUGUAAUCUAACUAGUAGUUUAAUGUAAAUAGAGUAUGAUUCUGUUCUCGUCGAAAUGGUCGUUAUUGUCUUCAUCAUUUGUCUUGGCUGAUAAAUCGUCCAUGUCUGUUCCUAAUAAUUAUGUGGGCGACGCAUGCGCAGUUGCCAAAUGAUUGAGUAAUUGUGUUGUAAGGUCUGGGUUCAAGACCUGGCCGGGUCAUUGCGUUGUGUUUCUGGACAAAACACUUUAAUCCCACAGUGCCUCUUUCCACCCAGGAGUAUAAAGAGGGCCUUAAUGGGGCGAUGGCUUUUACGGCUAACGGUUAAAAUUCUGGCCGUUUUACGGUUAACGGUUAAUAUCAUUCCAUUGUUGUCACCAGAGAAUUUUAUUACGCUUAACUUUUUUUACGACUAUCGGUUAAAAUUUGCUAGUUUUUACGCCUAACUGCUAAAUAUUUUUGGCCAUUUUACGACUAUCGGUUAAUCUCAUCGAGACCCUAUAUAAAUGGGUAGUGGUCGGGGGCCCAUUACCCAGAGCCUCAUACAUAUAAUUGUACCCUUGAGUCAACCCUGUCCCGUAUCUUUUUAUUUUUAGAACUGAGAUAUAUGGGAGGCUCUUUAAUUACCCACGAAAAAACGCUGACGUUCGCGUAACACCCUAAAAAAAUUGUUAAGCUUUCCGCGCUUUUCGCCAUUAUUGAAAUACUUUCGUGCGGCCUGCAUGUGACGUAAACGAUAGAGGACCACAGCUCUCUUGUGGUUGAUUAUUAUGCAAGUACCCGCGAAAAACUUCGUGGGAGGUGCUUCUAAAAAUGAAAACUAACGGGACAGGGUUCACUCAGAGGGUAAGUAUGGCAGAUGGAACCGAGCUCCGGAUAAUAGGCUCCUGGUAGCGGUAAAUUGUCAGGGAAGACUGAUGAAAGUAGAAAAGCAAUAAAAUUCAUGAAAGAUAUAUGAAAUUUGAAGGUGAAGUUAAAAAACAUUGUCGCAGAUCUCAUGAAAUGCCUGCUCAGCUAAAUUAGGUAACACCAAACGAUUUUCACCGAACUGUGCAAACUGACACCACACUCUUUCCUUCAGACCACUUUUCUCAUGUCUGUCCUAAAAAAAUAAUUGCAACUAAAAUGUGACAGACAGCAACAGUUAUUUCGAGGGAUAUAUGUUCAGCUGAAGCUGCCUCAUGCCUAGCCGCCGGUCUCCUUUCAGAAGUAAUGCGUCAUCGUUUGUGUGUGAGUCUGUAAGGAAAACCGCUUCGCGGAAAAGAACUGGUAACUAAGUAACGGAGUGGUCGAAAAAUUACUGACGACAAUUUUUCACCCCUUUGUAUCAGCAGAAAACAUCCGACUAAGAGACAGUCAUUGUUUAUUGCCUGUGUGUGGGUAUAGGGGAGGGGGAGAGGUCGUAGUUUUAGAGGAUCACCUGGUUAUCAGGAGAAAUGAAGGGGAUCAGUCGCCGCUAAGAACCCUUGUGGGAUGGGGAGGGGGGGGAAUCAAGUUAAUUUAAUUCCCCUGCCCCCUCUUCCUCUCGCCAUAAAUAAUCGCCAGUCUGUAAGUUCUAGACAAUUCAAAUGCUAGUAGAAUGUAUUGAAUAAGAUAGAUGCAAUGCUUUAUUACUCGCUUAGCCUUAAAGCCAGCUAUAAUGAAAAGUUUGACAGGGUUUCUCUCGCACGCAUGACACUCGUAAUUCGUGAGUGGCGCACAAAAGAAGCGCGCAUGAAAUUUGACCGUGAUCGAUAUUAGCGGAUUAGUGUCGAAUUAGCGGCUGUUAACGGAUCUACAUGACGUCAAAUUUUAUUAAUUACGAACCCCUGAUUCCAUGCGUUCAUACAAAUGAUGGACUUAAAUUCGGCUUUUCUGCUUAACAGACUUUGUUUAACGUUUGGCGGGCCUUUCGUUUAUUGAAAACCGAACAAACCAUGACUUUCAAAAAAGGAAGGUGUUUAAUAGGAUCACAUUAGUAAAUCUCCUUACUGUCUGCUAUACAAUUCUUAUGAUCUUAGUUCGGAGAAUUUGGUAUCGGAUCAACUAAUAAUCUAAUAAUUCUUGAUUCUCAUCACCAGCUUGAUGUUGUAUCGAUAUUGACAGGAGAAAUUCUUUCUUGGUCACUCUUGGGAGUUGAAAGGUUAACACCAAGGAGUCGACAUGAUCUUCGCAUUUCGCAGUCAGAUUCUUGAAAGAACACGGAGAACUCGCUCAUGAACUAAGUUGUAUUCGAGGUUCAAUCAGUUUUGCGGGAUUAGGGAUGAAGUUAGCGGAGGAAAACUGUCGGUUUCUUUUGAUAAGCGAGAAGGCGUUCCGAGCUAAGUGUGUUUAAUCUGAACUAAUUAAGGAUGAGGUUCUUAGUUUGUUAAAUAAAAGGGUGUUAGCGAAUCAAACUCUGAAUAUUGAAUAGAUUUCUUUCUGUUGAAGAUUACAAGACGUAGCAACCUGGCGUACCUACACAUUGCAGAGACAUACAGUAUGGCGAGCGGUUCAAACGUUUAGUGCAAGUUCUUGUCUUUUGCCUCGUUCUCGGGCGUCCCAAAUUUUCCAUUGUCUCCUAAUGUGAUAAUUGCUUGGGCACUAAACGCUAAGCUUUGUUUUUUUCGAAAGAAGCUUUGAUUAAUUGCGUUCAGGCCAGUCAUCUGAUAAUUACAAAGACACCCAAACGUGUGUCUGGUUAAAGUUUCUUGUUUAGCUCUUGAAAUUUCAAAUGGUGGCCUCUCUAGCCUGGCGUGGAAAUGUUAAAUAAUGCGUCAAAACAGCUGAAGAGUUCGUAACUAUGGAGAAAUUUUACAUCAACAUGCGAUACUGAGUGGAAGAGCAACAAAUCUCAUCACUGAGAAGAAGCUUGAUUCAAGCCGCACUCCUACAUUGGUCAGUUUUGAUCGGAGACGAUCCAUAGGUUUGCUGUUGAAUAAUUAUGUACGUGUAACUGCUGUACUGCAAAAACAAACUUGUAUAUCGGAAAGUGUCUACGGAAAGAAACAUUAUUAUUUGACUAAGCUAGCGUGUGUAUAAACCCUGUCGUGUCUACAAAUUUUAAUUUGCCUCUUGGGAGCAGUACUGAACGGAAAAUAAACGGCGGUAUUGACUUCAGCGUGAUCUUACAGAACAGUACGUGAGAAGAUUAUGCAAUGACAAGUGUUGUAUCUUUCACCUCAUUUAAAGAGUGUCUUGGAGAGGUAAGGAGUUACGCAAGAAACUCGUUAACAGUAAAUUAAUAGCAAUUGUGCGAGCGUGAAACUUUGGCAACAAUCACGUAACUUAGAGAGGGUUUACCAUACUAAAACGUUCCCCCCAAUGAAGAAAUAACAGACGACCUAGCCUGGAGCCAGCAUUUGGAUAUCUGACCAACCUCACAACUCAGGCAGAUUACUGGAUGGUUGCACAGUUUGUGGGAGUUUACGUCGACGCUGAUCAAAAAUUCUAGCCGAUCGGAUUGGUCUUUUAGCAAGACAGCUCUUCAAAAAUUAAAUCUGGUCAUUGACAAGAGAUGUCAGAACUUGAAAGAGAAGAAAUCGACUCCUGUCAUUCAGAAGUCAAAAUGAUAGACGGAAGCCAGUCAUCAUUACAGACAGUUCUAGUCACAGUCAGCAUCGAGAAGCCCGCGGCUAAAAAUAUUAAACGAGUGCGUUUCAACAGCUUGGUUGAAGUCAAAUUUAUUCCUAAAUGCAAGAGUGAAAAAAAGAAAAAGGAAAAAUUGCACAAAGAAGGCAAAGAAAAGACUGAGUGCUUGAAAGCUACCACAAAGAAAACAGAUCAUGAAACCCAGGCUCGUAGAAAAGAUGUUGAUGUUAAGGGUGAGUUGGACCUUUGCACGCAGAUGGUUACCAUCGCAACAGAAACUUCUCCUAAGACUGAAAUCGGGGACUCGUCCACGGUGAAAACUCCUCAAAGUUUUGAAGAAAACGCCGAGACGGGAUUAAAUCUAGACAAGAAACGAAGUGCUGCGACGGCGAAACGCGUGUUAAACCGGAAAAUCACAAAUAAGAAGACAAAGGCUGGUAGAGGCUUGACUCGGCUGAAUGGCUGUGCUGUUAAAUCGCGAGUGACAGUUCGUGAGAGUUACGCGACAAACAAAGUAACGCUCGGUGAUGAUUACAACGGGAAAACUUUACGAUUAAGUCCAACUACUUUUUCAGUUGCAUCAAACAUUCAUUUCAGCGAGUCUCCAGCUCGGAAUACCAAGAGAAAGAAUAUCCAAGAAUUUGGAUCCGAUAGGGAACUUUGGCGAUUGGAAAAACAAACUGCGAAGUUUUGCGAGGAAGCUGCAGCACUGAUUGCUCAAGUGACAGAAAAUACCGCUGAUUUGCAAUCACAUUUGAAAGUUCCACCAAAUACUGCCCACCUGGGUGGAAAUUACGGACAAAAUUUUCCAACAGAACACAUCAAGGCUAGUUUUAGAAAACCAUCAAAUGUCCAAGAUCUUUCUCCGUUCGGGAAAACCGCCAGUCGAGAUAUAUUUAGCACAACAUGUAAGCCAGUCACCAGGUUGCCGUACAUUAAGCACAAGAAACAGCAGAGCAUUGAGGGGCUGCGCCAGAGGUCGUACUCUGAACUCUGCUUGCCUCAGUUCCUGUUGUAUGACGGGAAAACCACGAGGAGUUCACUUGAUGCAACGAAUGAUUCCAAAGGAGUUGGCACUGUUAAGAAAGCGUCAGGUAAAUUUGAGCUAUUGCCUAGCCCGGAAGAGGCCAGUAAUGGUAACAUUGUCAUCCACUAUUCGUAUGGAGCCACAAAGAAGCUGGAAUGCUGA
Messenger RNA from Pocillopora meandrina, 6200 nucleotides. NCBI's taxonomy places the organism in Eukaryota, Metazoa, Cnidaria, Anthozoa, Scleractinia, Pocilloporidae. The record is from the annotation of a GenBank genome assembly.